AUGGACAUCGAGCAGACGCUCGAGAACCUGACGCUGAACAAGGGCAAGCUCGACUACGCGACGAUCCUCAAGCUGCAGGAGACGCUCGCGGACGCGUGCCGGAUCCACGACGAGACGCACGCGGACGAGAUGGCGGCCGUGCUCGAGAAGAUGCGGCUGCGCGGGUCCGAGGGCGCGGCCGACGCCGCGGCGCCCCAGCCCGCCUACGACUUCACGUCGCCGGGCCGCGGCGCCGCGAGCGACGCGCAGUGGUCGCCGACGCCGCUCGGCGCGGACGGCGAGCGGUCCGCGCCCGACCUCGGCGGCUUCCACAUCGGCACGACCGCGCCGCCGAAAGCGCCGCCGCGGCCCGACGCGGCGCGCCGGCUCGACUUCGCGUCCAUGGACGUCGACGACGAGCCGCCGCCGCCGCCACCGGCCGUGCCGCCGCCGCCCGCGGCCGUGCCGGGCGUCUUCGCGGUCGGCGCGCCGCCGCCCGCGCCGCCCGCGCCGCGGAAGGCGACGAAGAACGCGCGGUCGCCCGCGCCCCAGUCAGCCCUGUCGGACGCCGCCGAGCCCCAGAGCGUGCUGCCGCCCGAGGACGCGCCCAUGGACGAGGACGGGGGCCCCACGUUCUCCGAGGGCCCCACGUUCACCGUCGGGACGCAGUCGCCCGACCGGAAGCCCGCGUCCGCGAAGAAGAAGCGCGAGCGCCGCCGGUCCAGGGUCGACGCGCCCAAGGACCCGGGCGCGCUCGAGUGGUACGAGCGCGCGGGCCGCGAGUACGAGGGCGGCGACUACGACGGCGCGACGCGGUCCUACGGCGUCGCCCUGAAGCUCGCGGUGCCCGGCUGGGCGCUCGCGGCGAAGGCGCUGGGCAACCGGGGCGCGGCUUUGACGAUGCUCGGCAAGCACGAGGAGGCGCUCGAGGACUGCGACGCCGCCGUCGAGCUCGAGCCGACGCUGGCCAAGGUCCACAACCGGUCCGCGCGGCUCCGGCUCGCGCUCGGCCUGCCCAAGGCGGCGUCGCGGUCCUUCGAGCGCGCGCGCGACGCCGCGAAGCGCCUCGUCGACGACGCGCGGCUCCGCGGCUCCGCGGCGCCCCACGACGCCCUCAACGCGCUCCAGACCGCCGACGCGGGCCUCGUGGACGUGGAGCGCUACAAGGACGCCCUGCGGCGCUGCGGCGCGGCGCUCGACGGCGCGCGGCAGAAGGCGCGCGAGGCCGGCGCGGCGAACGACGAGAACGCGGGGCCCGCGCUCUUCCCGGGCAAGGGCGACGAGUCGCCGACGACGCCCGACGAGCCGCGGCGCCACGGCUCCGCCGCGAAGAAGCGCCGCGACGCGCGGCGCGCGGCCUACGACGCCGACUGCGACAGGGCCUUGAAGGCCGCGGAGGACGCGCUGCUCCGCGCGCCGCUGAGCCGCGACGCGCGCCUCGCCAAGGCGUCGGCGCUCCACCGCCUCGACAAGUGGCGCGAGUGCGCCGAGUUCUGCGAGACCUGCGCGACGACGGCCGCGCGGCCCAAGGGCGGCGCCGAGGACGACCGCGGCCGCGCGGCGCGCGUCGCCCUCGCGCUCGCGCGCGCGUCGCCGCUCGACGAGUCGCUCGGCGGCGAGGCCGAGGAGCGGAGCCUGGCGGAGCUCUGGGUCUGGACGCUGCGGUGCGCCGAGGCGCCCGACGCCGCGUGCGACGGCGCCAAGUCGCUCGCGGACGCGGCGCUCGCCGCCGUCGCCGCGGCCGACGUCACCCGGGGCCCGUCGCCGGAGGAGCGGCGCGCGCGCACGCGCUGCGAGCUCGAGCUGAACCGCGCGACGAAGACGCGGCGGGCCAAGGUCCGCGCCGACGACGCCUACGCGCGGGGCCACUACCGCGCGGCCGCGGCCAUGUACAAGGACGCGCUGCGCCUGGACGCGUUCGACGAGCUCGACGGGUUGAGGGCCGCGAUCCACUGCAACGUCGCCGCGUGCGCGCUCGUCCUCGACCGCGGCGCCGAGGCCGCGGACCACUGCUCCAAGGCGCUGCGGCUGCGGCCGGGCUACCUCCGCGCGCGGCUCCGCCGCGCGCGCGCGCGGAGCCGCUCCGACGACCUCCCGGGCGCCGUCAAGGACUUCGACCACUACGUCCGCGGCGCCGCGGGCAGCCGCGCCGCGUCCGCGGCCGACGUCGCCGACGCGAAGCGCGAGCGCCGCGCGACCCAGGACGCGCUCGACGACCGGGCCCGCGCGGCCGCGGCCGCGCGCGCGCGGCCGGGCGCCUCGGCCUUCCACGGCCGCCGCCCGCCCGCCGCGCCGCGGCCCGCGGCGCCGCCGCCGCCGCCGCGCCAGUCCUACGCGCACCCGCGGCCGUCGGCGUCGUCGUCGUCGUCCGCGCGCGCGCCCCACGCCGACGCCUUCUUCGGCAGGGCGCGCGGCGCGCCGCCGCCGCCCGCCGCGUCGUCCUGGCGCCGCCGCGACGACAAGCCCAAGCCCCGCGCGCGGCCCGCGUCGUCGUCCGCGGGCGUCGCGGCCAAGGCGUCGCACCACGCGGUCCUCGGCGUCGCGUCCGACGCGCCGCCGGGCGUCGUCAAGAAGGCCUACGCCAAGCUCGCCCUCAAGUUCCACCCGGACCGCAACGACUCGCCGGGCGCGACCGCGGCCAUGGCGCGCAUCAACGAGGCCUACGAGAAGGCCAUGGAGGCCGCGAACUCGCGCCACCGGUAA
Molecule: messenger RNA, 2682 nt
Organism: Aureococcus anophagefferens
Lineage: Eukaryota; Pelagophyceae; Pelagomonadales; Pelagomonadaceae
Exons: 2
Coding region: 1-2682 (893 amino acids)
Molecular function (GO): protein binding
Source: RefSeq, a predicted model, not a curated record